AAAGAUAUGUUUUGGGUUUGUCAAGUCGAUGUGAAAAGAUGAAGAUAUUGAUUAUAGACCACGAGUAUUCAGCGAUUAAACCACUUGGCUUUCAACCAAUGAGUUGUACAUUCAAACCCCACUCUACCUUGACAGUUUCGGCAACCGAGUGGUGUUAUUAGAGUCCUUACACAGUGUGCCUAGAUGCUAGACUUAUAGAUAUUUACUUAACAUUGUUCACGGUAUUAUAAACUGAUUGUUCAUCCUAUCAUGUCCAGUAAUAGGAAUGUUGAUGAUGAAUGGGAAACAGAGCCAGAUUUUGUGAACGAUGUAACAGAGAAAGAACAAAGAUGGGGCUCCAAAACUGUUAUUGGUUCUGGCCAUCAAGCUUCCAUAGAUAUGGUGGCGUUAAAAGAAGAAGUGAAACAAGCAGAUCGUUUGGCAAAAUUAAAAAUUGCACCAAAACCAGCUUAUGGAUAUGGUGGCCAAUUCGGAAUUGAAAAAGAUCGAAUGGAUAAGUCAGCAGUAGAUUGGAAUCAUAUUGAAGUGACUGAAAAGCAUACAUCACAAAAAGAUUAUGCAAAAGGAUUUGGUGGUAAAUAUGGUGUUGAACGAGAUCGUCAAGAUAAAUCAUCUGUUGGUUGGGAUCAUAAAGAAGCCGUAGAAAAGCAUUCAUCACAAAAAGAUUAUUCAGUUGGAUUCGGCGGAAAAUUUGGUGUACAAACUGAUCGACAAGAUAAGUCAGCCUUGGGUUGGGAUCAUCAUGAACAAUCCAGUCAUCAUCCAUCACAAGUGGACUAUUCCAAAGGAUUUGGUGGUAAAUUCGGUCUACAGACAGAUCGAGUUGAUUCAUCAUCAGUUGGUUGGAAUGAUGUUAAUCAGACAGAAUCACAUCCAUCACAAAUGAAAGCGUCUAUUUUCAAACCAGACGGUAGUUUAAGUAAUAUACGUGCACGAUUUGAACAGGGAAUUAAUCCGAAUAAUGUAAAGGAUUCAUCUGGUUUAACUAUCGCUCAACAACGCGUUCUUGAAGAACAAACUCGAUGGAAUGCUGAACGUAAACAACAACAGCAACAACGCGAACAACAGGAAGAUGAAGAACAAUCCAGAGGAAAGUCAGGAUCAUCUGAUACAGUUAAAUCGGUAUCAAAUACUUCUGUUGUUACUGAUACUAUUAAACUAACUAACAAUAAUACCAUUCAUGAUCAUAAUUGGAAUAAACAAGUUGACUCUGAAAAUAACAUGAAAUCAUUACAUUCACAGGAAUUUACAACUUUUAUUGAAUCUAAUCAAUUUAAUAAUAAUAAAUAUAAUCAGUUAGAAGAUAAAAAUGAACCAAGAACUUCCAGUGAAAGUCAUGUACAUGAUAACCCUGUCGCCAGUGAUGAUCAGGUUCCUGAAAUGUUUACGGUAACCGCUAUGUAUGAUUAUGAAGCCGCUGAAAAUGAUGAAUUGACAUUUAAAGCUGGUGAAACAAUUACAGAGGUUGAAAAAAUCGAUGCAGGCUGGUGGAAAGGUGUUUGUCGUAAUAAAGUUGGUCUAUUCCCUGCUAACUAUGUCAAAUUAGAAUGAUUAAUGAUAAACUUAAGGAAUAAUUAGUGAAAUUCAUUAAUAAUUGAGUCUUAAUUGUCCACGAUUUCUGUUGCUGUUGUUGUUCGAAUCCAGAUAAACAAACCAUCAAAAAACACUCAAUACAUUGAAUUCAUUUUCAGCAUUAACUUUUACUAUUUUUGAUAUUUUGUGCUCAAUUUUCAGGAAUCUGUGAAGUGAAUUUUAUAUUUUACAAAACAUUUAACAUAAGUUGAUAUCAGCUGUGUGUAUGUUAGAUGUUUGGAUUGUUCUCUCUCUUUCAAUUGUCAUAGAUACAAUUCUUAUUUGAUUUAAUGGAAGAGUUUUCUUCUUUUUUUAAAGAUUUUGUUCAGUCUUUUAUGAUUUGUUUUUGUUAUUCAUAACUUGUAAUCAUGAACUUUCUAUAGUGAUUUUUAUGCAUGGAUGAUUUAACUUUUUAUGUUUUGUUUCUUUGAUUAAGCCUGUAACUUUUGCCUAGUGUUCUUUUUUUUAAAAAAUAUAUUUUGCCUACUGAUAAUAU
Schistosoma margrebowiei is the source of this 2068-nucleotide messenger RNA. The record is from the annotation of a GenBank genome assembly. Lineage: Eukaryota; Metazoa; Platyhelminthes; Trematoda; Strigeidida; Schistosomatidae.